ACUCGAAACUGUCGCUUCAAUGUUUUCAAUGUCACGACGUCGACAGACAGGCACUACGCAUUACCACUGAUUACAAUCGCAGGGAUUUAUAGCUUGGCAUUUAGUUAUCCCCGUAGACUCUUUGCUGUGGACGUCCCCGAUGACCUACAAAGAGGAGCACGAAGCAUUUGUCUCCAAUCAUCAUGGAACGAGCUUAUGGGAAAUCUUUCUGCUGACAGCCUUGCUGCCACCACUAUGCAACUACACCUAUUUUGCUAUACGUCCUAGGCUGGUGUUUGAAUGGCCAAAAUGGUCAGACCAUGUGAUCCAGUUUCUGUCACUGGCUUUCCCGAUCCUGCUGCUGUUUACGUACUUCGCCGACGUGUCCUGGCUGAUUGGCGUACCUUUCUUGGUGCUGCCUGUUCUGCACAUUACCAAUGUGUUUACCUCAACCGGUUUGAGUUCAGCUCAUUCCGCAACUAGUGGGCCUCUGGCAUCAGCUGUCACCGCUCUGCGUGCCUUCAUCAACAUAGCAACUGCCGUGGCCAUACUGGGAGUUGAUUUCGCCGUAUGGCCGCGCCGCUUGGCCAAGGUCGAGACGUUCGGCACUGGCCUGAUGGACGUGGGCGUUGGCCAAUAUGUGUUCUCCAUGGCGCUGGUGUCCCGCGAAGCGCGGCAGAAGCCGCGAGAGAGUUUGCUGCACGGCUGGAAGACAUUCCUGGCCCUUGUGGUUCUCGGCAGCGGUCGUCUCCUGACCACCAAAGCUGCAGCCUACCAAGAGCACACGAGCGAGUAUGGCGUGCACUGGAACUUUUUCUUCACGCUGGCUGCACUAAAGAUUUUUACCCUACUGAUUUCUGCGGUGUGGCAAAACAAAGCACCAUCACUACCAACUGCAUCAUCCACCAGCUUCUGGUCCCCUCUUAUCACUGGCGGCUUGCUUGGGAUUACGUAUCAAGUUCUCCUGGAGAACGCUGGCUGGUCAGAGUUUAUUCAGCAUUCCUGGGCGGGUGACGGUGCUCGCGGUGACUGGAUAAGUGCCAACCGAGAAGGUCUCCUAUCGUCACUGGGCUAUUUCUCCCUGUACAGCUUGUCGGUGCAGCUGGGCAGGUGCUUGUGGAGUGGCCAAAGACGAAUGCGGUGUUCACUUUUGUUCUCACUUGUACCACUUGUGCUGUUGGAAACUCUCUCGCUGGCUGGAAUCGUGCAGCCUAUCUCAAGGCGCAUGGCUAACUUGCCUUUUAUCCUCUGGCAGGUACAUCUUGGCACAUCCGUCUUGCUAGCUUUUUAUGUGUUGUACGGCUAUAUGUUGCCAACGCAAAUCGUGAAGCAAGCAGCUGUAACGAAUACUGCUGCAGGUCAACUUGUAAACGUUGAGUCCCCGUCGCCUCCUGUCUUGCUGUCGGCCAUCAGCCAUAACCAACUGCUGUUUUUCUUGGCUGCAAACUUGGGCACAGGUAUCGUAAAUAUGUCAAUGAAAACGAUUUAUGUGUCGAAUUUGACUGCCAUGUGCAUCCUGUCAAUCUACCUGGCCGUGUUAUGUAUACUGGCCAUAGCAUUAUACGGCAAGCCACCGGAAAGGAAAAGCCAAUAGGUGUACUUACAGUCCAUUUCAAAACUAUAGACGCGUAGGGUUUUUGAAAUAUUUCAAAUUUGGCUGGAACCUUUUGAGAAUAGUUUUCGGAAUAUUGCUCAGGAUCGCUCCACAAUUACUCUCAUAUAGUCUCUAAACGAUUGGAUAACAGACGCCCAAUUUGGAAAAAAAUUAUGCACAAAGUGAUCACAGAUUUUAUGUGGUAUAGAUGCUGGCAUAACGGUUUUUGCCUAGGUACGCGUCUAUAGUUUUGAAAUGGACUGUAGUAGUUUUUUUUUAUAGGUAAUCUGACACUUUCUUACCCUAUGAUUCGUGACACUCCUGGCAUAUUCGAUUUGGUGCGCCCUUCAUUGCACACUUGACUUUUUAUUUAUGGUCCCUACACUGCUGGGCACCUUCCCGUUCUAAACAUGUGCACAUAGUUUGAUGUACAAUGAAUGAGAAUAGUCCAUAGGUUUCAUGCUGGUAUGCCUGCUGGUAGGUGCAGACUACUUUGUAAGGACACUGAAUUAUUUAUGCUGGUCAUAGAAUAAUGAUGCUGCUCUAUUCUUGGAACAAUAGCGUUUGGAAUAUCUCUGA
Sycon ciliatum is the source of this 2152-nucleotide messenger RNA. Its product is annotated as phosphatidylinositol-glycan biosynthesis class W protein-like. Gene Ontology annotation, cellular component: membrane; endoplasmic reticulum. The record is from RefSeq and is a predicted model, not a curated record. The transcript has 5 exons. Gene Ontology annotation, molecular function: glucosaminyl-phosphatidylinositol O-acyltransferase activity. Gene Ontology annotation, biological process: protein localization to plasma membrane; GPI anchor biosynthetic process. Lineage: Eukaryota; Metazoa; Porifera; Calcarea; Leucosolenida; Sycettidae. Bases 140 to 1573 code for a protein of 477 amino acids.